UUGUGUUGAAUAUGGUGGUGUUAUUGACUGGAGAUUUAAUGGAACUUAUUUAUAUCCAAAACUCAAAGAAUGUGAAAAAACAUGCAGUAACAAAGGAGAAAUUUUCUCAGAAUGCGGAUCUGCUUGUGCAAAAACAUGUCGUGAUAUAUCACGUGGUUUAAAAUGCAGUGAAAGAUGCAUUCCUGGAUGCCAGUGUCCAAAAGGAUCUUACUUGGACGACAAGAAUCAUUGUGUUCCUAUGAAGGAAUGCCCAUGUUUCUUUGAAGGAAGUUAUUACAAGGCGGGUGAAAGUGUGAAAGUUGGACGUUGUAAAACCUGUACGUGUAAUAUGGGAGCUAUGGCGUGUGUGGAAGACCGAAAAUGCUCCUCCAAAGGUCCUUGUGAGUCUUUUCCAUGCAAAAAUGAUGGUGUUUGUUCUGAGAAAGGAAAUACAUUCUCUUGUAAAUGUAAAAAGGGAUUUCAAGGCAAAACUUGUGAAGAGUUAACACCAACACCUUGCGACUCGCGUCCAUGUAAAAACGACGGUAUUUGCACAAACAAUGGAGAUAAAUUCACGUGUGAAUGUGCUUCUGGUUUUAAAGGCAAAACAUGUGAAGUUGGAGUUUGUGAUCAUAGUCCUUGUAAGAAUGGUGGUUCGUGUGUUGUUGAUGGUAGUUCAUACAAAUGUACAUGCCCUCCAGACUUUAUUGGUAUUCAUUGUGAAACAAAAGUUCCAAAUCCUUGUGAGCCAAAUCCAUGUAAAAAUGGUGGACAAUGCAACAUUUUGGGUAACAGCUACACAUGUAAAUGCAAACCUGCUUUUGGUGGAAAUAACUGCGAACAUUCACAAUCAACAUGCAUUGCAUCUGGGGAUCCUCAUUACACCUCAUUUGAUGGCAAAAGAUUUAACUUCAUGGGAGAUUGUGAAUACGACUUUGCUAAAGAUUGCAGCGAAAACAAACUUUUUACAGUCCGCACUAAAAAUACGCGAUGUGGGAGGCGUGUCACUCAGGCGUGUACAGCGGCUGUUAAGAUCUAUAUAGCUGGUUACUUCAUUCAGUUCACUCGUCAAAGACGUUCCGCAGUUGUAAACGGAGUUAGGCUUUCACAAUUUCCAAUAGUUCGUCCUGGAUUUAAAAUCACUAAUCCCAGUGGGAGUUGGCUGGUUUUUACUGCUGACAUCGGAAUGUCGACGAGUUGGAACAGUAGGACAUACGUCAAAGUCACCGUUUCAGGAAAAUACAAGGGAAAGAUAUGCAGCACAUCUCUAUGUGGCAACAACAAUGGUCGUCGAGAUGAUGACAAUCAAUACAGCAGAAAAUGUGCGUCAUCAUCUCAACCAUGUAUCAUUGCUUCCCAGAAGAAAGCUGUAAUAGAUAAAUGUCACUUGAUGAGCGAUGCUUCAUCUCCAUUCCACAAAGCGUGCAACCGUUAUGUUGAUCCAGCCGCCUUGAUCAGUAAUUGUAAAUAUGACGCAUGUCGCUGCACAGAUCCAAUGAAAUGUGUUUGUAACGCUUUUGCUGCUUACAGUAAACUUUGUGUUGAAUAUGGUGGUGUUAUUGACUGGAGAUUUAAUGGAACUUAUUUAUAUCCAAAACUCAAAGAAUGUGAAAAAACAUGCAGUAACAAAGGAGAAAUUUUCACAGAAUGCGGAUCUGCUUGUGCCAAAACAUGUCGUGAUAUAUCACGUGGUUUAAAAUGCAGUGAAAGAUGCAUUCCUGGAUGCCAGUGUCCAAAAGGAUCUUACUUGGACGAUAAGAAUCAUUGUGUUCCUAUGAAGAAAUGUCCAUGUUUCUUUGAAGGAAAUUAUUACAAGGCGGGUGAAAGUGUCAAAGUUGGACGUUGUAAAACCUGUACGUGUAAUAUGGGAGCUAUGGCUUGUGUGGAAGACCGAAAUUGCUCGUCCAAAAGUCCUUGUGAGUCUUUCCCAUGCAAAAAUGAUGGUGUUUGUUCUGAGAAAGGAAAUACAUUGUCUUGUAAAUGUAAAAAGGGAUUUCAAGGCGAAACUUGUGAAGAGUUAACACCAACACCUUGCGACUCGCGUCCAUGUAAAAACGACGGUAUUUGCACAAACAAUGGAGAUAAAUUCACGUGUGAAUGUGCUUCUGGUUUUAAAGGCAAAACAUGUGAAGUUGGAGUUUGUGAUCAUAGUCCUUGUAAGAAUAGUGGUUCGUGUGUUGUUGAUGGUAGUUCAUACAAAUGUACAUGUCCUCCAAACUUUAUUGGUAUUCACUGUGAAACAAGUAAAUGGAAAUCUUACAUUCAUUGUAACACUAGUAACUAG
Messenger RNA from Xenia sp. Carnegie-2017, 2263 nucleotides. RefSeq names its product fibropellin-1-like. NCBI's taxonomy places the organism in Eukaryota, Metazoa, Cnidaria, Anthozoa, Malacalcyonacea, Xeniidae. Gene Ontology annotation, cellular component: extracellular matrix. The record is from RefSeq and is a predicted model, not a curated record. Bases 239 to 2263 code for a protein of 674 amino acids. The transcript has 14 exons. Gene Ontology annotation, molecular function: calcium ion binding.